This is a messenger RNA of Helobdella robusta, 204 nucleotides long. RefSeq lists its product as hypothetical. Gene Ontology annotation, molecular function: DNA binding; DNA-directed RNA polymerase activity; zinc ion binding. The transcript is spliced from 2 exons. Gene Ontology annotation, biological process: transcription by RNA polymerase I; transcription by RNA polymerase II; tRNA transcription by RNA polymerase III. Gene Ontology annotation, cellular component: RNA polymerase II, core complex; RNA polymerase III complex; RNA polymerase I complex. Lineage: Eukaryota; Metazoa; Annelida; Clitellata; Rhynchobdellida; Glossiphoniidae. The coding region runs from base 1 to 204 and encodes 67 amino acids. The record is from RefSeq and is a predicted model, not a curated record.
AUGAUUAUUCCGAUCAGAUGUUUUACGUGUGGUAAAGUCAUCGGAAACAAAUGGGAUCAAUAUUUGGCUCUGUUACAGGCUGAAUACACGGAAGGUGAUGCUCUGGAUGCAUUGGGGUUGAAGAGGUACUGCUGCAGAAGGAUGCUGCUCACCCACGUCGACCUCAUUGAGAAGUUACUAAACUACGCUCCACUAGAGAAAUGA